This is a messenger RNA of Eublepharis macularius, 4293 nucleotides long. It is a transcript of the gene SEMA4C, whose product is annotated as semaphorin 4C. The coding region runs from base 447 to 2966 and encodes 839 amino acids. Gene Ontology annotation, molecular function: semaphorin receptor binding; chemorepellent activity. NCBI's taxonomy places the organism in Eukaryota, Metazoa, Chordata, Lepidosauria, Squamata, Eublepharidae. The transcript has 15 exons. Gene Ontology annotation, biological process: semaphorin-plexin signaling pathway; negative regulation of axon extension involved in axon guidance; neural crest cell migration. The record is from RefSeq and is a predicted model, not a curated record.
UUUCCAGAGCGCAGCAAAGCGGGGCCAGAGACGCGGCUGCGGUGGCAGCGGCUCCGUCUGCGCGGAGAUUUGCGGGGGGAGCUUUGGGCUGGGGCGGUAGAUCUUUGCAAAACAGAGACCCGAUGCCGGAACGAGGGAUCCCCUGAUUUUUUUUUUUUUUUGCAAUUUUCUCCUCCGUUCCAGAGGGGGAGGAGGAAGCCCCAAGCCCGCUCGAGGGGCGAGGCUGUGCUUUUGGACCUAACUCCUUCCCCUUUCCCGUUUGGUGAAGAAAGGAAGGCGGCGGGGGAGCGGGCAGCGGGACAGUGGAGAAGGCGAGCGGAGAGCCCGGCGAUCUGUCCCCCAGACGGAGCAAAGGAAGGUGUGAUCGCAGCAGGACUUCAUAAGGCAGCCGGCAACAGCCCCCAUUGCUUCUCCAGUUGGAGCGAGAGCUUUGUGUCCGGGACAGCAUGGCCGCUGGCCCCAUUGGCCUGUGUCUUCUGGCCACACUGGCUUUUAGCGUGGAUGCCUCUAUCAGCAACUGGUGGAAUCUGGUGCCUAGGAAAACAGUGGCCUACAAAGAACUGAAGGAAGUGACAAAGCAUUUCUCCAAGGCAGGGGUGUUUGACUACACAACAUUGACACUGGACCAUACCAAAGGGCUUCUCUACGUGGGGGCUCGGGAAGCGAUUUUUGCUCUAAGCACCAGCACUGUGGAACUCAAAGAAGCAAUCUUCUGGGAGGCUCCGGCAGAGAAAAAAGCAGAGUGUAUGCAGAAGGGCAAAAAUAACCAGACCGACUGUUUCAACUACAUCCGUUUCCUGCAGACCUACAAUAGCUCUCACAUGUACACCUGUGGCACUUACGCCUUCCAGCCCAAGUGUGCCUACAUUGAUCUGGCCAGUUUCUCCCUUGACAGGCUGUCCUUUGAAGAUGGAAAAGGAAAAUGUCCCUAUGACCCAGCCAAGGGGCACACAGGCCUUAUUGUAGAUGGAGAUCUGUAUUCAGCGACACUCAACAACUUUCUGGGCACCGAGCCUGUCAUCCUGCGCAACUUGGGCGCUCGCUCUUCUGUCAAGACAGAGUACUUGCCUACUUGGCUCAAUGAACCUCACUUUGUGGGCUCGGCUUAUAUCCAGGAGAGUCAAGGAAGUGAUAAUGGAGAUGAUGACAAGGUCUACUUCUUCUUCAGUGAGCGGGCUUUGGAGUAUGACUGUGACACAGAGCAGCUGGUGGCCCGGGUAGCCAGAGUUUGCAAGGGGGACUUAGGUGGCGCUCGCACAUUGCAGAAGAAGUGGACAACGUUUCUGAAGGCACGGUUGGUGUGCUCCAUUCCAGAGCAGCAGCUCCAUUUCAAUCGGAUUCAGGGGUCCUACACACUGAGUGGGGAUCACUGGCGUGACACCAGCUUCUUUGGGGUCUUCCAGGCACGCUGGGGAGGUGUGGAUGUUUCUGCUGUCUGCCAAUACCAGAUUGAGGACGUGCAGAAGGUGUUUGAAGGACCCUACAAGGAGUACAGGGAGCAAUCCCAGAAGUGGGGUCGAUACUCAGACCAGGUGCCAACCCCCCGGCCUGGAGCUUGCAUCACUGGGUGGCAUCGGCACAACAACUUCCAUACUUCGAUGGAGCUGCCAGACAACACCCUCAACUUUGCCAAGAAGCACCCGCUAAUGGAUGAGACAGUGCCACCUCAAGGGAACCGGCCCUUGCUGGUCAAGAAGGAUGCCAACUACACCCAGCUGGUGGUAGAGCGGGUGCAUGGCCUGGAUGGCAAAGCCUAUGAAGUGCUGUUUGUCGGGACAGAUAAUGGAUGGUUGCACAAAGCUGUGAUGUUGCCCUCAGGUGUCCAUCUUAUUGAAGAGCUGCAGAUCUUUGACCAAGCCCAGCCUAUCAAGAGCCUAGUGCUAUCCCCGCAGAAGAGGGUGCUCUUUGCUGGUUCCCACUCCCAAGUUACCCAGCUUCCUGUGGCUGAUUGCAGCAAGUACCGGUCCUGUGCUGACUGUAUCCUUGCCAAGGACCCUUACUGUGCCUGGAGCAGGAAUGGGAGUUCCUGUGUCCGCAUUGACACCUAUGAUGGGUCCUCAAUGCUCUUCCAGGACUUGGGGGUACAGCCAGCAAUCUGCAACCCCAUGCGAACAAUCAGGCCAGCAGCCAAGAUAAUUGCCAAGAAUAUCACAGUGAUGGUGGGCACAGACCUGGUGCUUCCCUGCCGCCUCACCUCCAACCUGGCUAAGUCCCGCUGGACCUUCAAUGGACAGGAGUUGCUUGAAGAGCAGACCUCGGUGUUAUAUGAUUCCCAUCUCCAGGCCCUGAUCAUCUUGGGUGCCAGUCCAAGGCACACUGGCACAUACAAGUGCUCUCAGGUGGAAGAGCGGAAUGAACUGAUGGCUGAAGGUUAUGCCGUAGUGGUGGUAUCUGGCCCAGCCAUGUCACUGGAGACACGGGCUCCCCUGGAGAACUUGGGCUUAGUCUGGAUGGUGGUGAUUGCUCUGGCAGCAGUAUGUUUGGUACUGCUGCUGGUGGUGUUAUCCUUGAGGCGUAGACUGAAGGAAGAGCUUGAGAAAGGCUCUAAAGCGAUUGAGAGCACCCUUGUCUAUCCCAUUGAAUUGCCCAAAGAGUCCAAGAGCCCCACCUUCAUCCCCAGCACCACCUCGGACUCUGAUGAGAAGCUGUGGGACCCAGCCAGCUACUACUACUCAGAUGGCUCCCUUAAGAUUGUGCCAGGUCAUGCUGUGUGCCAGAAUGGGGGCACCACCCCAUCUCCCACCACGAAUGGCAUCCCUGGCCAACCACUACAGUCUCCACCCCUCCACUCGCCCAAUCGCAUCAACCUGGGCAACAUCCGCGGCUCUUCUUCCAAUGGCUACAUCCGCCUCAACCUGGGUGCUGAAGAGAGGCCGGACUACAGUGACCUUGCUGAGGAGCUGCGCCGCAAACUCAAACAAAGGCAAGCACUGCCUGACUCCAACCCUGAGGAAUCAUCAGUAUGAGCUGUGUUGUGAACUUAUACACUACGCCAACUACCUCAUAAACUAGGCUGGGAUCACUGCCCAUGGCCGGGAUUACUUUUUUUUAAAAAAAAUCCUAUUUAAGGACUUGCUUCAGGCACUCUUUUUCUAACACCCUCCUUACGUCCUCAAUUUUUAUACACUUCCCCACGCUCCUUUCCAUGUUCUUCAGUGUUUUUCGACUGUGCUUCCUUCUAGGACAUUCCCAGGACUGUGUGGGAGAUAUUUUCAUUCUUCCUUUGCCUUGGAUGGUGAGUCUGACCUCACUGAACCAUUGAUGGACGGACUGUUGGGCCAAAACCAGGCCUAUUUCUUGUUGAAGUGGCCCUAUGACCAAUGGACGUGCUCACUGAUCAUUGGAAAAAGACAGGGCAGAGCCUGCUUCCCAGUAUAAAGGUGCCAUUGGCUCCGUUCUGUUUUAUGUUUCCCUUUUCUUUCUCGUGCUGACCAAUAACUGCCAGCCAUUUGCAACAGAGGGGCCAAGUUCAUUGAGUGGCUGUUUUUCCAUGAAUUGGAACAUUGGGGGCUAGGAUGAUGGUGGAUGCAUUUACCCCUCCUGCUCCUAAGGAUCUACUGUUUCUUGUGGGAUUGGGACUUUUAAAGGCAAAUGUCUUGUGCUGUUUUAUUGGGAAAUAGGAAUGUGAGAACCAAGACGUUAGCUGCCUGAGGAAGACAAUCCACAUGGUGAACACUACCCAUGCCCCUGUGUGAACACACACUAUUUAGCCCGGAACAGCAUGCUGGAAAGUUCUUCUGCACGUGCUCAUUGUUCUGAAUGGGAAGAUACUCGUUCAUUUCAAUGAAGCUUAUGCACAUGAACUUCCUGGUGGAUUCUGUCCUAUGGGUCAAGCUGCUCAGAGUCCAACUCAGCUGCCUUCAAUGGUGCCCAGGUCAGUCACAUAGUGGGUUCACUGUAUGUGUGUGUGAGUGAGAGGGAGAGAGCGAGAGAGAAAGAUGAACUAUUCCUCUUUUGACCUCCUCUUUUUUUUAAGUAACUGCUGUGACUAAACUGAUCUUCCCUCUCCCCCCUCUUGGGGUGGGGAACAUGCGGUGUAGAUAUCCCCAUUCCUCUGGCUGUGGCUCUCCCUUAACCUUGCAUGCCUCACAGCAACAGCAGCUGGUUUCACACUUCCCUCCUCUUUUUACCUUUUUAAAGACCUGUGUAAAUAAUACAUGAAAAAGGCUUCUUGAUAAGAGCCUCACACCUGCCCCCCCCUCCAGUCCCCCCGGCAAUUCCAGUGUAAUUUAUUUGUUACUGAAAUAUAUUUAUUUGAUGUAAAUAUAUGAAUAUUUUUAUAUUAAUAAUAAA